UUGUUCUGUUUCAGGUCAUUUCCGCAAAACUACUGGGAUAAGUUUGUGAAGAAGAAAGUGAAGGACAAGUUCAAGGACCAGUUUGAUGAGAACGACUUGAACAGAAUCCUCGGCCUGGACAAAACUGAUGUAGAUCUGUCGGAAUCUGGCAUUCGCAGCGUCGAUUGGCGAUACAACUGCUGGAAAGUCGGUGUCAUUGUGACAGAUGGGGUUUGGACUGCUAUUGUCGGUGGAAUUUUAACCGUUAUGAUGGUGCUUGUGGUGGUUUACUUCUACACCGUCUUGGCUUUCAACUUCUUCCGGAAAUCGUACGUGCUCGAAGACGAAGAAGAGGGCGAUUCGAAAUGUAACAACAUGAUAUCGUGCUUUGUAUUCAACGUAUACGCGGGAAUCAGGGCAGGUGGAGGCAUCGGUGACGAGCUUCAGUCUCCAUACGGCGAUGAAGGCGAAGCGUGGAGGAUCCUCUUCGAUAUGACCUUUCACUUUUCUAUUAUCAUUAUCCUGCUGGCCAUUAUGCAAGGUUUGAUCAUCGACGCCUUUGGCGAGUUGAGAGAUCAGCAAGAGUCAGCACAGGACAAACUGGAGUCAAACUGUUUCAUUUGCGACAUUGGCAAGGACUUCUUUGAGCGACUGCCUCGUGGAUUCGAACAGCACACUGAGAAAGAACACAAUCUGGCGAACUAUCUAUUUUUCCUCAUGCAUCUCAUAAACAAGGACGAAACCGAGUACACGGGCCAAGAAUCAUACGUCUAUGAGUUUUACGAGAAACGCUGUUGGGAUUUCUUCCCAGUUGGCGAGUGUUUCCUGAAGCAGUACGAGGACCAGCUGAUGGUCACGUGA
This is a messenger RNA of Soboliphyme baturini, 840 nucleotides long. Lineage: Eukaryota; Metazoa; Nematoda; Enoplea; Dioctophymatida; Soboliphymatidae. The record is from the annotation of a GenBank genome assembly.